CCCAUCUUGGUUUGUUGAACCUAUAAAAAAAUACAUCAUUACUGAAUACAUUUCAAAUAAUUUUUGCUAAUAAGUCGCUCUACCUAUAUGAUAUAUAACAUUAAAUUUGUAUAUAUAUUAAUUUCCAAUACAAAAUAUAUCAUUCCUAUAAAAGAAUUACUGUAUGUAGUUUGUCGACAAGGUAUGUAUAACUCUAUAAUACUAGACAAAUUUUAUUAAUACAUAAAAAUAAUUCAGACUCAAUGAAUAUUAGCAAUGACCAAAAAUGUAUAACACCUAAGUACCUACAUAAAAAAUACUUUGUAAAAAAAUAAGUAAAGCAUUAGAUAGGGAUUAUUUUAACAAUUUUCAGUUUUUGUAAUAAAACGUUAUCUUUUCUUACCUCACAGCAAGAAGCCUGUAAAUUUUAAAAAGCAUAACAGCAAUUUUUCAUUAUUUUUAAUGUAGAAUAACAACAGUAAGAUUGUAGUAAAAGUAAAACAAUAAUAUAAUAAAAAAAAUGUAUUAAAAAUAAGUGAAAUAACAGAAUUUUAUGUUUAUUUAUUAAAAAUUAGAAAAGCGAAAUAAAACUUGUUUAGUGGGCUGAUUUUCUAUAUUUUAGUUUUUAAAUGGGAGUGGAACUGUUGACGUGACUUGUUUAUGUUAUGCUUGUCUUUCAAUACUGAUACUUCAAAUUAAGUAAGUUUUUUCACUAGCACAUAUUUAUGCGAGAUACCACUCUUUUUUGAAAAAUGUUUUGAAUCAGAUCACGUUUUCUUUUAAAGCGGGACAUUUUUGCAUUCUUUGGGGACAAUGGUACACAUAACUUGAAAGUGGGUUUGUCUUGCCUAAAGCGGGACUUAUGAUGUUAGGUAUGACUCAAAAAUAAAAGUUUACUUCAGGUUGAUUUUCAUUUUUAUCUCUUCCUCCUUUUUCGAUUCAGUUAGUUUUGAACUGGUUUGAGACACAUGCCUCAAGUUCUGGGCUGGAGUCCAGUUUAAAUGAUUACUAACUUCGAAGGAACUCUGUUUCCCUAAAAAUAAGAAAGUCAUACUUGAUGUCUCUAUUAUUAUACACUUUUAUGUAUCCUUGAUAUAUGUAAAAAGAUCACUUUUUGAGAUGUAUGUUAUUAGUAUCAUGAGUUCCUUUACUUUAAUUUAUUGGUGCAGACCAGACAGUUGAUUAAACACAAUACACAAUAAAUAGCAUUCUCAUUCUGCUCUUCAAAGUAUGAUCUAGUUACAGUAUGUUUUUAUUUGUGUGUCAAAAAAAUGUAUUUUACCUGUAAUAAAAUGACUAUUACAAUUUCUUUGAUUAGUCUAAGUAUGUAGAAUUCAAGAUCCAUAGAGGCAAUAAAAACAUCAUGACUUUACAACCCAAAAUAAUACAAGUUGUAGGUUUUUCGCCGUAAAAUUGUCACAACCACUUUCAGAAGGGUACUUAUAUAAACUCUAAUUCACUGUACAAAUCAAUUCAACUCAAAUUUUUUAAAAAAAUACUAAAGUAAACAAUUCACAUAACCUUCUUUGUGCCAACCAAAUGUCAUUCCAUUUUUUUUCCUCCAUGAUUUUUUGACAGAUUUGAUGUUGAGAAAACAAAUCGUAAACAAAAAUGAUCGUUCAGCGUCAUUCCAACCGCUUAUGAAACAUGUUUCUUUGCUUUUAAAACAUGUUUGACGACGAUGAACACGGCCAUUAGCAUUGAAUUCAGUGACCCAAAAAACGCUACCUUAUGUGUUUAAAUAAAUAAAAUAUGCUCUCGACAUCUGGAAAUAUUAUUAAAAAUGAAUAGUUUUGGAACGGAUAUAUGGAACUUUGGCAGCUCUGUAGCUGCCAAAAUAUUGAUUUUGGCGCUUUGUGCCCAUGGAGACUUUUGUUCAGGAUGACGAAAUCUACAACAUAUCAAAAAUUCAGACAAUUUGACCGAAACCCAAUUUCCAUAAGAUUAUUGCGGGGUCCUUUGAUUUUUUAGUUUCUAUUGAAAUAGUAUUUGGAAAUAUGGAAAAAGAAAAAAGAAAACGAACCUCCAAGAAGCAAUUCGAGAUUUAUGUCCAAUACAUUAAAGAACAUAAUGUUCUAAAAACGGGCAAAAUGACUCCUGGUAUUAUUCCUAAGGAUAUCGAGAAUAUUUGGGAUCAGAUGUGUACUGAUUUAAAUGCCGUAGGAGAUGGACCUACACGACCUGCAACUGAAUGGAAAAAGGUAUUUAGGGAAUGGAAAACAGCCGUCAGAAAAAAAGCAAGAACAAAUAAGGAACUAUCGAAAUUGGAAGAAGAGCUACUUAAUGAAACGGGGAAUGUUGUAGUUGUGGGAUUUUUAAACGAGUUAGGUGUAAAUGAACCUGUAAUCAAUGAGUUUCAAGUUGAAGAGGUGGAUGAAACAGACGAAAACGCAGUUGUAGAGGAUGAAGAAAAAGAGGGCGAAGAAGAAGAAGAAAUCUUGUUGAUAGAGGUGGAAAAAACUAUGCAGCCCAAAACAAAAAAAACUAAAAAGAGAUCUGCGAAUCCUCUACUUGAUGCUUAUAGACAGGGCCAGGAAGAGGAGAGAAGUACUUUGGGAGAAAUAGCAGGGGCUCUUAAUAACAUUGCCAUAGAAAAAGCUCAUAAAACUAGUCAGGCACAAUACAGAUUAUACUUAUUGCUGCUAGAAAAAUACAAAUUUAGCAAAAUACCUGAAAAUGAAUUUGAAACUCUUUGUCGGGAACUGAAUUGUAUUAGAGGGGCUGUAAAAUCAACAGAAAAGUGGCGACAGACUUUUUUUGAGUGGGUGUGCAAAACAAAAAAAAAGGCUAGAGAAAUAUUUUACCAUCAACAACAAACUGGUGGAGGUCCAGCAAUCAACAAAAAUUUAAGUGACAUAGAAAAUUGGUUAAUUUCCAUUAUCAACAAAGUGGCCAUCACUGGUAUUGCCAUAUGUGAAUUAGGUUUAAAGAAAAUAAAACAACAGACCAACAGGGUGAACAUUCAUCAGCGGAAACCAUAUAAGAAAUAUAGGCAGAGAAAAAGACAUACAAAAGCUCAGGAAAGAAUUAAACUUCUGUAUAAAACUCAACAUUCUCUGAUGUGCAACAUACUUUACAAUCUUCAAAAAUCCAUCGAUAAUGUUGUAAAUGCUUUUAAUAGAUUAUUUAUAAUAUUUAUGCCUUAAUACAUUUUUGUUUUAAAAACUGAAUGUAUAUAUAACUUAUUUUAUCAAAUAUUAUUUUUUUAUUAGCCAACAUUGUGUUAUGUAAAUAUGUUGAAGUAAAGACGCAGUUGUUUGUAUUUUUUUAAUUCCAAUUAAAAAUGGUCAGUAUAUUUGAAACAAAAUAAAAACAUAAUAUACCUAUAUCAAAAAUUUAAAAAGUAAGUCCGCAAAAUUCUGUUUCUUAUAUUUCGCCCCUUCAUUGCGGAUUGGAUUUACACCUGGAUUGUGAUUAUUCAGAUGAUCAUCUCCAGCGUCAAG
Psylliodes chrysocephalus is the source of this 3422-nucleotide messenger RNA. NCBI's taxonomy places the organism in Eukaryota, Metazoa, Arthropoda, Insecta, Coleoptera, Chrysomelidae. The record is from the annotation of a GenBank genome assembly.